CCCACACUGGUAAACACGCAGCAACCCCUGAGCCAAACCAACAACAACCUGGGGAAGUCGGGCGUCAACUCCUGACUCGUUGUGUGCAUACUGGUAAUGAAGGGGGAGGAGGGCUCACACCCACAGGAGAAGGUGCUGGCCGGGCUCUUUGUCCUGGGCAUCGGCUUCUUCUCACUCUGCUUCCUGAUGACGUCCCUGGGAGGCCAGUUCUCGGCCCGGCGGCUGGGGGACUCCCCCUUCACCAUCCGUGCGGAAGUGAUGGGCGGGCUGGAGUCCCGAGGUGUCCUCCGCAAGAUGAGUGACCUGUUGGAGCUGAUGGUGAAACGCAUGGACGCGCUGGCCAGGCUGGAGAACAGCAGCGAGCUGCACCGGGCUGCUGGUCGCGGGCACUUUGCCCUGGACAGGUUGCCCCCUGGGGCCGGCCUCAUGGAGCGGAUCCAAGCUAUCGCCCAGAACGUCUCGGACAUCGCCGUGAAGGUGGACCAGAUCCUGCGCCACAGCCUGCUCCUGCACAGCAAGGUGUCCGAAGGGCGGCAGGACCAGUGUGAGGCACCCAGUGACCCCAAGUUCCCUGACUGCUCAGGGAAGGUGGAGUGGAUGCGUGCCCGCUGGACCUCUGACCCCUGCUACGCCUUCUUCGGGGUGGACGGCACCGAGUGCUCCUUCCUCGUCUACCUCAGUGAGGUCGAGUGGUUCUGCCCCCCGCUGCCCUGGAGAAACCAGACGGCCCCCCAGAUGGCUCCCAAGCCCCUCCCCAAAGUCCAGGCCGUUUUCCGGAGCGACCUGUCUCACCUCCUGGAGCUGAUGGGCAGUGGGAAGGAGUCUCUGAUCUUCAUGAAGAAGCGGAUCAGGCGUCUCACGGCCCAGUGGGCACUGGCCGCCCAGCGCCUGGCCCGGAAGCUGGGGGGCGUCCAGAGGGACCAGAAGCAGAUCCUCGUUCACAUCGGCUUUCUGACGGAGGAGUCUGGGGACGUGUUCAGCCCGAGGGUGCUGAAGGGCGGGCCCCUGGGGGAGAUGGUGCAGUGGGCGGACAUCCUGACCGUGCUCUAUGUCCUGGGCCACAGCCUGCGGAUCACAGUGUCCCUGAAGGAGCUGCAGAGUAAUUUAGGGGUGCCGCCCGGCCGGGGGAACUGCCCGCUCACCGUGCCCCUGCCCUUCGACCUCAUCUACACCGACUACCACGGCCUGCAGCAGAUGAAACAGCACAUGGGACUGUCCUUCAGGAAGUACCGGUGCCGCAUCCGGGUCAUCGACACCUUCGGGACAGAGCCUGCGUACAACCACGAGGAGUACGCCACGCUGCAUGGCUACCGGACCAACUGGGGCUACUGGAACCUCAACCCCAAGCAGUUCAUGACCAUGUUCCCGCACACCCCGGACAACUCCUUCAUGGGUUUCGUGUCCGAGGAGCUCAACGAGACGGAGAAGCAGGCCAUCAGGAGCGGCAAGGCCGGCGACAUGGCCGUGGUGUACGGCAAGGACGCGAGCAUCUGGAAGCUCCAGGGGAAGGAGAAGUUCCUGGGCAUCCUGAGUAAGCACAUGGAGAUCCACGGCACCGUGUACUACGAGAGCCAGCGGCCCCCCGAGGUCCCAGCCUUCGUGAAGAACCACGGCCUGUUGCCGCAGCCCGAGUUCCAGCAGCUGCUGCGGAAGGCGAAACUCUUCAUAGGCUUCGGCUUCCCCUAUGAGGGCCCCGCGCCCCUGGAGGCCAUCGCCAACGGCUGUGUCUUCCUGCAGCCCCGCUUCAGCCCGCCCCACAGCUCCCUCAACCACGAGUUCUUCCGAGGCAAGCCCACCUCCAGAGAGGUGUUCUCCCAGCACCCCUACGCGGAGAACUUCAUCGGCAAGCCCCACGUGUGGACCGUGGACUACAACAACUCGGAGGAGUUCGAAGCGGCCAUCAAGGCCAUCAUGAGGACCCAGGUAGACCCCUACCUGCCCUACGAGUACACCUGUGAGGGGAUGCUGGAGCGAAUCCAUGCCUACAUCCAGUACCAGGACUUCUGUGCGGCCCCAGGCCCUGCCCCGCCAGGGCCCCAAGCCCCUCAGAGCCCCUUCGUCCUGGCCCCCAACGCCACCCACCUGGAGUGGGCCCGGAACUCCAGCUGGGCGCCCGGGGCCUGGCCCCCAGUGCGCUCCCUCCGGGCCUGGCUGGCUGCGGCCGGGAGGGCCUGCACGGACGCCUGCCUGGACCGCGGGCUGGUCUGCGAGCCCUCCUUCUUCCCCCUCCUCAACAGCCAGGACGCCUUCCAGAGGCUGCGGGUGCCCUGUGAGAGCACCGAGUCGGAGAUGAGCCACCUGUACCCGGCCUUCGCCCAGCCAGGCCAGGAGUGCCUCCUGCAGCGGGAGCCGCUGCUGUUCAGCUGCGCCGGCUCGAGCACCAAGUACCGCCGGCUCUGCCCGUGCCGAGACUUCCGCAAGGGCCAGGUAGCCCUGUGCCAGGACUGUCUGUGAGGGUCCCCGGCGGGGCCCCUAACACAGGAGAAAGCACCAGCGGACCCCAAGCUCCGGCGACACCCACCCCGCGACUCCCCGGGCUGGGGCUUCUCUCCGUGGCCA
Messenger RNA from Molossus molossus (Pallas's mastiff bat), 2559 nucleotides. RefSeq names its product alpha-1,6-mannosylglycoprotein 6-beta-N-acetylglucosaminyltransferase B (gene MGAT5B). NCBI's taxonomy places the organism in Eukaryota, Metazoa, Chordata, Mammalia, Chiroptera, Molossidae. Bases 97 to 2454 code for a protein of 785 amino acids. The transcript has 18 exons. The record is from RefSeq and is a predicted model, not a curated record. Gene Ontology annotation, cellular component: Golgi apparatus. Gene Ontology annotation, molecular function: alpha-1,6-mannosylglycoprotein 6-beta-N-acetylglucosaminyltransferase activity. Gene Ontology annotation, biological process: protein N-linked glycosylation.